Molecule: messenger RNA, 963 nt
Organism: Trichophyton rubrum CBS 118892
Lineage: Eukaryota; Fungi; Ascomycota; Eurotiomycetes; Onygenales; Arthrodermataceae
Exons: 2
Coding region: 1-963 (320 amino acids)
Biological process (GO): inositol metabolic process; signal transduction; phosphatidylinositol phosphate biosynthetic process
Molecular function (GO): inositol monophosphate 1-phosphatase activity
Source: RefSeq, a predicted model, not a curated record
AUGGCCGAAACGCCCGACCUGGCCGAGAUCCACGACUUCCUGGUCGACCUGGCCAGCACGGCGGGCGAGAUGAUCACCAGCGCCCACCCGCUCAUCAACGGCGUCGGCUCCAAGAAGAACAGCUCCGAUCUGGUGACUGAGACCGACCGCGCUGUCGAGGCCGCCGUCUCGGAGGCCCUGCGCACCAAGUACCCUCACUACCAGUGCGUCUCCAACCCUUAUAACCAGCAGCAAACAAACAAGCAGCAACAAGAACAAGCAAUAACUGACCGCAAGAGCACCAGGUUCAUGGGAGAAGAGACGUACGACCCGUCAAAGCCGCUGACGGACGAGCCGACCUUCGUGGUCGAUCCAAUAGACGGCACCGUCAACUUCGUCCACGGCUUCCCCUCGGCCUGCAUCUCGCUCGGCUUUGCCAUCAAGCAGCAGCCUGUCGUGGGAGUCGUCUUCAACCCGUUCACCGGCACGCUCUACAGCGCCGUCAAGGGCCGCGGGGCGUUCAUGAACCGCACUCGCAAACUACCGCUUCGGGGAGGGGAUGUCGAGCCGCUCAUGGGACUGAGCAGUGCCCUGGUGGCCGUGGAAUGGGGCUCGGACCGCUCAGGACCCAACUGGGAGGUCAAGCUGCGUACGUUUGAGAGCCUGGGCAAGUCCAAGGAGCAGGGCGGCGCGAUGGUGCAUUCGAUGCGCAGCAUGGGCUCGGCCGCCUUGAACCUGUGUGCCGUGGCCUCGGGCGUGCUGGAUCUCUACUGGGAGGGCGGCUGCUGGGCCUGGGACGUCUGCGCCGGCUGGGUCAUCCUGGCUGAGGCCGGCGGCAUCAUGGUCGACGGCAACCCGGGCCAGUGGCAGGCAAAGCUCGACUCGAGGCGGUAUCUGGCCGUCAGGGGCUCGCCGGGGGGCCAGGGACAGCGCGAGCUCGUCCAGGAGUUCUGGUCGCACGUCGGCGGUUCUCUCGAGUACUAG